Sordaria macrospora k-hell is the source of this 465-nucleotide messenger RNA. RefSeq lists its product as uncharacterized. Lineage: Eukaryota; Fungi; Ascomycota; Sordariomycetes; Sordariales; Sordariaceae. The record is from RefSeq and is a predicted model, not a curated record.
AUGGAAAGGACAGCAUCAUACACCAUCACCGAGCCCCACCCCACGGUGGUGCAAAAUACAUACACCAAGGCUGGCCGCGGCGGCGCCGGUAAUUUCUUCAAGGCUCCCAAGACCACUCCUUCGUCCGGCGUUCCCACCAAGGUCACACCAUCAGCACAACCCAGCGCUCCCGGCCGUUUCUACUCGGGCCGCGGCGGCGCCGGCAACGCCCACACCUACACCUCGCGCCCUACCCUUUCUUUCGACGAGGAGUACCAGAGGGCCGAGGUCCGCGAGAAGGCUGCCACCAUGGGCUAUGUCGGGCGAGGCGGUGCCGGCAACAUCUUCAGCACCGUCAGUGACAAGAUCAGCAUCCGCUCUGAGGGCAGCUCGAGGAGCAGGAAUCGUCGCGACUCCAUCAGCACCACGGACAGCCACCGCUCUGGCUUCUGGAGGACGUUGAGCAAUCUUGCUCACAAGGGUUAG